This is a messenger RNA of Caenorhabditis remanei, 738 nucleotides long. RefSeq lists its product as uncharacterized. Bases 1 to 738 code for a protein of 245 amino acids. The transcript is spliced from 4 exons. NCBI's taxonomy places the organism in Eukaryota, Metazoa, Nematoda, Chromadorea, Rhabditida, Rhabditidae. The record is from RefSeq and is a predicted model, not a curated record. Gene Ontology annotation, cellular component: nucleus. Gene Ontology annotation, molecular function: zinc ion binding; protein binding; histone methyltransferase activity.
AUGACCUACACUCACAUCCCCACAACAAUCCCAGGACCAGGAAUCACUGAAGACGAAUGGAAUGAUGAAUUCAAGGGAUGUGACUGCUUAAUCGAAUGUACUGCAGAAUCCGGGUGCACUUGUCUGACGACUGGAAUCGACAACUAUUCAGAAGAUCGUCGUCUGCUUCCCACGCCAUCAGAAACGCCGCAACUGCUGAUAGAGUGCUCCACGAAUUGCGCGUGUUGUCUGAUGGAGCCGUCGUGUCGGAAUCGAGUCGUGCAGAAUGGGAUAAUGAAGGAAUUGGAGGUUUUCAGUACUUCUGACAAAGGCGACGGCGCGAGAACUCUCCAACCCAUCCAACCUGGUGAAUUCGUUUGCGAGUACGCAAGUGAAUGUAUUGGAGAAGAAGAAGUACAAAAGAGACACGUGGAAUUCAGAGAUGAUAAUUACACAUUGACACUCAAAGAGCAUUUCGGUCAAAAGACUAUCAAAACAUUUCUGGAUCCCAGGCUACGUGGCAAUAUCGGGCGGUUCUUGAAUCAUAGUUGUCAACCGAAUUGUGAUGUCGUCGUUGUGAGAUUGGGAAGGAUGUGCCCGACAGCUGGCAUCUUUGCGAAACGAGAAAUCCAGCCGGGAGAGGAGUUGUGCUACGAUUACGGUAGAUCAGAACUCGAGGGAAACGAUCGAAAACCAUGCCGAUGUGGGACAACAAGUUGUAGAGGAUUCCUGCCGAUGUCCGCUACACCGAAUGAAUAA